GUUAUAUAGUAAGUAGAUAAACUUGGAUGCUUUGAAAAGAGAUCCAUAAAGGCUGUUAAUCUGAGAAGAAACACCGCAGAUCGGCAGCUGGGGAUGUUGAAAAGAGUAGUAUUAUGCUUACAUGCUUCGAGGUCUAAGGCUUAGAAACAGACAUUGGGUUCAAUUAAAAAAAGCAACAUGAAAGAAGAUGGGAAGCCACAAGCAAAGGACAAAUUCUGCUGCAUUUCCAAGCUGAAGGUAUUCCUGAUGGCAUUAUCACUUGCAUAUAUUGGUAAAACAAUGUCUGGUGCUUACAUGAACAGCAUGUACACACAGAUAGAGAAACAAUUUAAUAUUCCAUCGUCUUUAGCGGGGAUCAUUAAUGGAAGCUUUGAACUCGGCAACUUGCUGCUGAUAGCAUUUGUGAGUUACUUUGGAGCAAAGCUUCACAGACCCAGAAUAAUUGCUUUGGGCUGCACAGUUCAGGCAUUUGGAUGUCUUUUAAUAUCACUUCCUCAUUUCCUAUUUGGAAGGUAUCAUAUUGAAAGCAGUAUUUCACCACAGGAGAAUUUUUCAGUCAUGCCUCUGUGCCUUGUUAAUCAAAGCUCAUUCUCUUUACCUACAGAUGAACCAUCAACAGAAUGUGAAAGAAAGCCUAGAUCCUUGCUGUGGAUAUUUGUGAUGAUUGGAAACAUAGUACGAGGAAUGGGUGAAACUCCCAUCAUGCCUUUAGGUGUUUCAUAUUUGGAGGAUUUUGCCAAACCAGAGAAUUCACCUUUCUACCUGGGAUGUUUACAUACAGCAACUAUAAUGGGCCCCUUUCUUGGUUUCUUGUUGGCAUCAUACUGUGCAGAACUGUUUGUUGAUGUGGGAUCAGUAGGUACAGAGGACAUAACUAUAACAGCUACAGAUGCCCGCUGGGUUGGAGCAUGGUGGCUGGGUAUUUUGAUUUGUGCAUCACUGAAUCUUCUUGUGGGAAUACCUUUUUGCUUCUUGCCCAAGUCACUUGUGAAGGAAGGGGAAACGAAUGAACCUGAGGAGACAAGUAAAAACAGUGUAGUACUAUUGCAAGAAAAUGAUAAAAAUGAAGACAAACAGACCGUGCGCGAAAUGGCUAAAGAUUUCAUCCCAUAUCUCAAGGCUCUGUUUCGCAAUCCAGUUUAUAUGUUAUUUAUAUUAAUAACUGUGUUACAGUUCAGUGCCUUUAAUGGCAUAAUGACCUUCAUGCCCAAAUAUCUGGAACAGCAGUUUGGAAAAUCUGCAGCAGAUGCCAUCUUUUUAAUUGGUCUUUACAAUUUACCGGUAGUAUGUGUCGGCUAUUUUUUUGGAGGCUUCUUCAUGAAGAAAUUCAAGAUAAAUAUCUAUCAGGCUGCAAACAUAGCAUUUUGGCUCUCUUUUCUGGUAUAUCUUGCCUACUUCAGUACCUUUUGGACUGUCUGUGAUCCUUCCCCAGUUGCCGGCCUAACAGUUUCCUAUGAAGGAAUAGAGCAAGUGUCAUAUGCAGAAAAUACUCUGCUUGCUGCCUGCAACAAUGAUUGUGAUUGUCCACUUAAAAUAUGGGACCCUGUUUGUGGAGACAAUGGAAUCACAUAUGUGUCACCUUGUCUAGCUGGAUGUAAAGCCUCAAGAGGAACUGGGAAAAGUGUGGUAUUUGAAAACUGCACCUGUGUUGCGGACUCAGGGUUUUCAUCUCAAAAUGUCUCUGCAGUCCUGGGCCGGUGUGAUGGAGGAGAAAACUGCGAGAAGAUGCUUCAUUAUUAUUUAAUACUUUCACUAGCCUGCAGCUUCAUUUUUUCCUUAGCAGCUAUGCCUGGGUACAUGGUCUUAAUAAGGUCUCUAAAGCCUGAAGAAAAGUCAUUUGGAGUGGGUAUCCAUGGGCUAGCUUCAAGAGUAUUUGCUGGAAUUCCAUCUCCCAUAUAUUUUGGAGCUUUGAUAGAUGCCACUUGCCUGAAAUGGGGUACUACAAAUUGUGGUGGAAAAGGAGCAUGUAGGAUGUACGACAUUGUAAGAUACAGAUGGAUCUAUCUUGGCUUGCCAGCAGCAUUACGUGCAGUGUCCUACAUCCCAAGUGCUGUAGUUGUCCUUAUUUUAAGGAAGAAACAUAAAUCUGAAAGCCAAAUUGUAUUAAAUGCACCAGUAGAAAUGCAGGAUAAAGAACAAGAACAUCAAGCACUGGAACAGCGAAAAAAAAACUCAGUGUAAAUUUUGGAUUAUAUCCUUGUGAAAGAUUUCAUACUUUAACUAGUGAAUACUUAAAAAAGUUUAAUUAUA
Molecule: messenger RNA, 2250 nt
Organism: Cuculus canorus (common cuckoo)
Lineage: Eukaryota; Metazoa; Chordata; Aves; Cuculiformes; Cuculidae
Gene: SLCO1A2
Product: solute carrier organic anion transporter family member 1A2
Exons: 15
Coding region: 178-2181 (667 amino acids)
Biological process (GO): transmembrane transport; sodium-independent organic anion transport; bile acid and bile salt transport
Cellular component (GO): membrane
Molecular function (GO): bile acid transmembrane transporter activity; protein binding
Source: RefSeq, a predicted model, not a curated record